Molecule: messenger RNA, 2199 nt
Organism: Solea senegalensis (Senegalese sole)
Lineage: Eukaryota; Metazoa; Chordata; Actinopteri; Pleuronectiformes; Soleidae
Product: heterogeneous nuclear ribonucleoprotein C
Exons: 7
Coding region: 258-887 (209 amino acids)
Cellular component (GO): nucleus
Molecular function (GO): RNA binding
Source: RefSeq, a predicted model, not a curated record
UGUCUCUGACUCAGUUCGGUCACUGUUGCAGGUUCCUGGUCAGUCAGUCAGUCAGUUAGUCAGUGAGUCGAACGACAUCCUGUGAGCGCGCGCGCACACACACACACACACACACACGCGCGAGCGCACAUUCAUAGAGAGCGAGAGCGAGAGUGGAGACGUAAAGGGAGAGAGUUUAAAGAGCGGAGCAGGAAACAAAUCCUCGGUCAUCCUCUCUCCUCUUCUCACGGUCUGCUGUGUUGUUGUGCAUCGUCGAUAUGACCCUGUUCAGCCCAAGAUACAUGAGCAUGAGUGGAGAGCUGAAGUCAGGCCGCUCCAGGGCAGCGAGUAAGAGGGCCAGCAACACCACGUAUGGAUCUGAUUUUGACCUGGACUAUGACAGCUACCACGAGGACUACUAUGACAGGGUGUAUGACUACCAGCGUGUGCCAGCCUCCCUGUCUCCUUUAGCCCUGGGACCCAGUCUGGCCAAGCGACCCCGUUCCUCCUCGCACUCCUCUGGACACAGGCGUAGUCGAGACAGAACCCACUCCAAAAGCUCCAGAGCCCACUCUACUAGUUCACCCACAGCCAAGUUGGGCAUGGAGGAGUUGCAGGUGAUUAAAAAGGAGCUGACUCUGAUAAAGACACAGAUCGAUGGGCUGCUCGACAGUCUUGAAAGGAUGGACACACAGAGGACUGACCACAAAGGAUCUCCCCUGAGGGAGGACAGUCCAGCUGGCUCCCCUUACCCUCUGUCAGCCAGCAGCCCAGAACACUCCCUCUCCUCCCUCUCUCCACCCAGCUCCCGCCAUCGAAUCCACAGGGAGACUCAUGACCUGAAGGAGCCCGACGACGACCACCACACGAUGAGCAACCACAGCUUUGACCCAGAGGAGGAAAUAUGAGUGAGGGGAAAAAAAACAGAAGACGGAGGAGCCCGAGGAUUAAGUGCCAAACUCUGAGGAAGAAAACAACAACAACAACAACCACCGAGCCAACACUCUUAUCACUGGCUCCGUUCCCCAACUGGGUGUACAUAUCAGAUAUCUCUCUAUAUUUAGUUCGGUAUUGAAGCAGCUUGUUUUGUGUGGCUGUCCUUUAAAUUUAAAAUGCAAACACUGACAUCGGUGAUAACACACGCACACACACACAUUUGAACGUGAAUGAGAAGUAAUUGUAAAUAGUUUACUUUCACGUUGAACCCGUAUUUCGCUAUUCAUUCAAAGUUGACUAAACAGGACUUUGAUCACACAUUAUGUAACUAGAUUUGUUUUUGUUAACGUGUCAGAAUAGGAGUUUCAAAUUGUUUCCACACUUUUAACAGUAGAGCAUUCAAAGAAAAUCUAAGUAUCUGUUCUGUAAAGACCUUUAAUUAGAUAAAAAAGAAAAAGAAAAACAGAAAUAUGAUUGUAUCACACGCUCUAAUCCAUCCUUCCAUUAUCUUAACUUAUUAUCCUUUCAAGGUUAUGGUGGAGCUGGUAUUUUGUAUGUCAUAUAGUAUGUUAUGAGGUGAUAUAAUGAAAUAUGAUACAUACUGAUUUGUUGAGAGGCAGGAAAACCCUCUGGAACAUCACUAGCCCUAUCAUAGGUCCAAAAUUUACACUCUGCAAAUCUGCAUGUCUUUGGCCUGUAGGAGGAAAACAGAGAACAUGGAGAAUACUCACACAUACAAACUAGAAGAAAAUGCAAUAUUCAAACCUGGAACAUUACUGUCGUGAGACAUGCUCGCUAUCUCACACAACAAAGGGAAAAUUGGAAUAUAGUGUGUUAAAAAUGUACUUGUGCACUCUCAGUUAUGAUUUAGAACAGGGUUUCUUUUGUGUCUGAGUUCAUUUGUUUGUUCCUUGGAACAUUCACAAUAUUACUUCUCUGACUGUAAGAAAUGGUUUACAAAUGUACACGCUUUUUAAACAUAGGUAUCAGUUCCACUUCAAAUGUAUAAGGGGAACAUUGCAACUCUCUUCCCUGAUGUAUUUGGCACUUAGAAACGUGCUGAGGCCCAGAUCAGUGUGUAAUAUUGUGUAUUAUUGUAAAACUUAACUGUAUUUGUCUGAUUUUAGUCUUGCUUUAGGGACUUCUCGUAUGAUUUUUAAGAAAACAAUGAUGUUAUUAUUAUAAUUCUUAUAAUGUUACAUGUUGUUUUGUUUGAUCUUAAGAUAAGCCAAGUGGAAAUACUCAUUAUCACAGUAGUAAAAGUAUUUUCAUAUUGAGUCAAAA